Messenger RNA from Mercurialis annua (annual mercury), 4587 nucleotides. RefSeq names its product pre-mRNA-processing protein 40A-like. The transcript has 28 exons. Gene Ontology annotation, molecular function: RNA binding; protein binding. The record is from RefSeq and is a predicted model, not a curated record. The coding region runs from base 240 to 3203 and encodes 987 amino acids. NCBI's taxonomy places the organism in Eukaryota, Viridiplantae, Streptophyta, Magnoliopsida, Malpighiales, Euphorbiaceae. Gene Ontology annotation, cellular component: U1 snRNP; U2-type prespliceosome. Gene Ontology annotation, biological process: mRNA cis splicing, via spliceosome.
UACUAGGUAUUUUCCCAAUUUUUGGAGAGAUCAUUCAUGGUCUUCGUCUUUUAUUUCUUCAGUUUCUUGUGACUUAUUAAAGAAACGAAGGUACCCAAAAUUAAUUCUUUUUCAGCUACCAAUUGAAAUCACAAAACCAGCAAGAAUAAAGCUUCUGAAUUUCCCAAUUUGAGGGUUUAAACGACGAGAAAAAAAGUUAAAGAAAAUACAAUUUUCUGAAGCCUCCUCUAGCUGGCUCCAUGGAUCCUCCUCGAAAUUUCGUUCCGCCGAUGCAUAUGCAAUUCCGACCAGUUGUUCCGGCUCAGCAGUCACAGCAGUUCAUGCCUAUGGCUUCUCCACAUUUCCAGCCCGUUGGCCGAGGUGUCCCUAUGAUGCAUCCUGGGUUGCCUUCUCAACCACCACACUCACAGUUUCCUCCGUCAGUACAGCAAUUGCCUGCUAGGCCUGGACAACCGGGCCUGGGUCAACCACCAUCACAGGUUAUUCCUAGUAUUCCAGCUCCAAUCAACUAUAUGCCUGGUUUAGGUGGCCCAGGAGCACCUCUCCCUUCUCCAUAUUCGUUUGUGCAGUCAUCUUAUGUGCAACCCCCAGUAGCUUUUAAUAAUGUACCUCAGUACCAGUCAGUUUCUCAAAUGCACGCACCAAAUAUUCCUGCUGGAGGGCAGGCGUCAUCGUCGUCUAUAUAUCAAAUUUCUGCUCCUGUUACUCCUUUGCAGGUCAAUGGUGAACAAUCUUCGGUUGCCCCUGCUGCUGUUCUGACAACAGGUGUUCAUCCCAUUAAGCCCACUGUAGAGACCACGACAGACUGGAAAGAACAUAAUGCUGCUAAUGGAAGGAGGUAUUAUUACAAUAAGAGGACAAGACAAUCUAGUUGGGAAAAGCCUUUAGAGCUGAUGACACCAGUUGAGAGAGCAGAUGCAUCAACUGACUGGAAGGAAUUCACCAGUCCUGAGGGAAAAACGUAUUACUUCAAUAAAAUUACCAAGCAGUCGAAAUGGGAAAUCCCUGAAGAAUUGCAGUUGGCCCGCAAGCGAGCUGAUGAGGCUGCUGCAGUGGAAACACAGACUGAAUCCUUGGAAAAUUCUCAUGCCCGGGCUUCUGUUUCUCCAUCUGUGAAUAAAACUCCAUCUAUGGCAGCUGCUUCAGCUUUAACAGCUCAAGGGACACCCUCGAGUCCAGUUCCAGUCACCCCUGUUGCUGCUGCUGGUAAUUUGCAAUCUCAGCCAGCUUCUGAAUCAUCAGCCUUACCUGUUACGGUAUCUUCUGUAACAAGCAACUCAGAAGAAGUUCAGAUGACUGAGAAUAUUGCUUCUAAUGUUUCUGGAAGCUCUGAAAUUACUGCCACUGCGGCUGAUACCUCAAUUUCACCAAUGAAAAACUCCAGCAGUCAAGAUGAUCCUAGUUCUAAAAACAAAGCUACUGCACUUGAUAAAGAGGGAGCCGCAAAAGGUGCAGCAGCAACUGAAAAAACUGACAGUUUUUUCUUGGAAGAAAAUACCGUUGCUCAUGAGUCAGUAACUUAUGCUGAUAAGCUGGAGGCGAAGGAUGCAUUUAAAGCACUUUUGGACUCUGCAAAUGUUGGGUCCGACUGGAGCUGGGACCAGGCCAUGAGAGUGAUAAUUAAUGACAGAAGAUAUGGUGCACUGAGAACACUUGGAGAGCGGAAGCAAGCAUUUAAUGAGUUCUUGGGCCAAAAGAAAAAACAGGAAGCAGAAGAAAGGCGGAGUAAGAAUAAAAAAGCAAGAGAAGAAUUCAAGAAUAUGCUAGAAGAAUCUAGAGAGCUGACAUCAACCACAAGAUGGAGCAAAGCAGUAACAUUAUUUGAAGAUGACGAUCGUUUUAAAGAUGUUGAACGAGAAAGAGAUCGCAAAGAUCUAUUUGAUACUUUCUUGAAGGAACUUGGAGAAAAGGAACGAGCAAAGUCGCAGGAAGAGCGCAAGAGGAAUAUUGCUGAGUAUAGGCAGUUUCUAGAAUCUUGUGACUUCAUUAAGGCAAGCACCCAGUGGCGAAAAGUUCAAGAGCGAUUGGAGGCAGAUGAAAGGUGUUCUCGUCUCGAAAAAAUUGAUCGUCUUGAAAUUUUUCAGGAUUAUUUACAUGAUUUGGACAAGGAAGAGGAAGAGCAAAGGAAGAUCCAGAAGGAAGAACAGAGAAAGGCAGAGCGUAAAAAUCGUGAUGAGUUUCGCAUGCUAUUAGAAGAACAUGUUGCUGCAGGAACGGUGACAGCUAAAACUCACUGGCGUGAUUAUUACUUGAAGGUUAAAGAUUUACCUGCAUAUUUGGCUGUUGCAUCGAACACCUCCGGUUCUACUCCAAAAGAUUUGUUUGAAGAUGUCUUGGAGGAGCUUGAUAAACAGUAUCAUGAAGACAAAACUCGGAUAAAGGAUGCUGUGAAGUUGAAAAAGGUAGCUAUGGCAUCAACCUGGACAAUUGAUGAUCUUAAAGCUGCAAUCAUGGAGGAUCUCAGCUCACCACCUAUAUCAGAUGUAAAUCUAAAGAUAAUAUUUGAUGAAUUGCUGGAUAGAACCAAGGAGAAGGAAGAGAAAGAAGCAAAGAAGCGUAAACGUCUUGCAGAUGACUUUCUUAAUUUGUUGCAUUCUAUCAAGGAUAUAACUGAAUCUUCAAAGUGGGAGGAUUGUAAAGAACUUUUCGAAGGUAGCCGAGAGUACAGUUUAAUUACUGAAGUGAGUAUCUGCAAGGAUAUAUUUGAGGAAUAUAUAGAUCAACUGAAAGAACAUGCAAAGGAGAAUGAGAGGAAACGUAAGGAGGAAAAGGCAAAAAAGGAAAAAGAGAGAGAGGAACGGGACAAAAGAAAGUCUAAGCACAGAAGAGAAAAAGAAAGAGGACAUGAACGGGACAAGGAGCACAUAGAGAAGGAAGACGAAGAUGCCGAAAAUGCUGAUAUAACUGACUUUCAUCUCAGUAAUGAUAGCAAAAGAUCAGCAAAUGACAGUAACAAGAGACAAAGGAAGAGGCAUAGCGAUACUGCAGAUGAUCCAAAUGAGAUAGAGAAAGAUAGGUCUAAGAGUUCUCAUAGACAUAGUAAUGACCACAAAAAAUCUAAACGGCAUGCCUCCGGUCACGAUUCAGAUGGUGAAAGCAGGCAUAAGAGACAUAGGAGAGACCAUCGAAAUGGUUCUCGUAGAAAUGGAGAUUACGAGGAGCUUGAAGAUGGGGAAUUUGGCGAGGAUGGGGAAACUCGGUAGUUAUGUCGUCCUACAGGUUGCUUCUUUCCUUCAAUGCUUAUAUGUGUUGGAAGAUAUCGGUUUUCUGUAGUAUAUUGAUUACAGUUUCAGCUGAUUGUAUUAUGAUUAUCUACUUGCAAUGGUUUUUACUUAAUUUAGCCAUAACCCCAUGUAGCACUAACAGGAGUUUUUGGGUAAUUUUUUAAGAAACGUCCCAUUGCAUGUAUUAUUUCCUUUAUGAGUUUACGGUAGCACAAUCUUUCUGUGUUUUAUAUAUUCAGGAUCCUUCUAUAUUUGUCCCCACCUGUUAAGAUUUUGUCAGUUAGGAGUUGGAACAUAAAGUAGAUAUGAUACUCAGGGUAUGUAAACUAUCGUCUUAUUUUAUUUUGAUAGCCAAAUUUUGAUUCGUUUAGUUUUGAUUAUUAAAUUUUAAUUUUAUUCUAACAGGGGUUCUUCUGGCCAAAUAUGCAUACAUGACCAUUGAUUUCUGCUUUGAAAACUUGUCACGUAUGAAUAAUUUGGCCUUAAAACUUUCCACUGAAAUGAAAUUAUGUAUACGUGAUAAGUUUUUAGGCAACAAAGUAAAUAUCGAUUGCCAAGUAACAAAAAUUAGCAACAAUCGAUCGGCACUGUUCGUUAAACUUCCAUUGAAAUGAAAUUAAAGUUUAGUAACUAAACUAAAACAAAUGAAAGUUUGGUCACCAAAUUGAAAUAAAGUGAUAGUUUGGGUAUCUUGAGAAAAUAACGUUUUGGUAAUCAUUAUUCUUGACAGUAUGCUAUUUUACCUUUUGCUCUAUGAUUCUGCUAUGUUUAUUGGAUUGACAUGUUCUUGCAAGAAAUGAGGCCUGAUUUUCAUGACAAACAACAUUUGGGGAAUCAGUGUAUGCAAAGGAACUGCCUAUACCAUUUUGAUCCUCGCCGGAGUUUCAGUUAAGAAUUUUCUGGUGGUUAUAAUGAGCAAAUGAACUGGUAUCGUAUUUGCUCGAGGAUUUUUUUUGGUGCGGAAAAUCCUCUUGUUCAAGCUUCUUGAUGGUCUCUUUGGGUGGUAGUGCGGCAUCGUCCUUGUUUUCGGAGAUGCUCCCAUAGCUUUUUGGAUGAAGCAGCAGCCAUUGAAAUCCUGCAAAGUUUAUUGUUAUAUCCGGAGAAGAUGAGCUUCAGGUUGGUGGGUAUAUGAAGUUUUAACAUAUACAGGUGAUGUAUUGUUUGGAAGACUUAAGUAGCUCAGCUAAGCAGGUUUGAGACUGACAAUUUUAGACACGACAGAAAAAACACUGAAUUAAGCAAAUUUAAAUUGCAUAUAAAUGUGUUUGUGUCGUAAACAAGUUAAUAUGUUUACGGCACACUUAAUUUCAUAUCUAAAUGAAUAAAACAUGAUCUAAUAAUCUAUUUAAACAUGAUUUUUAUA